AUGGUGGCAUUACAAAGAAAGAGGAAAGCAGAUGAUAGCAAGAAUGGUACUACAAAGAAAAUAAAGUCUUUGACAAAUCCAUCAGUUGUUUUACAUUCGUAUUCUAAAUUGCCUGAUAUCAACGAGAUUCCAAAACGCAAAACAACUCCAUUAGAUAUUUUCGUAUGGGGAACAGGUUCCAUGUGUGAAUUAGGUUUGGGUCCAUCAGCGAAAAAUAAGGAAGUGAAGAGACCGAGAUUGAAUCCAUAUUUAACUGAAGAACAUUUAAAUGGCACAAAAAUUGUUGAUUUUGCUGUUGGUGGUAUGCAUACUUUAGCAUUAGAUGGAAAAAAUAGAAUAUGGACUUGGGGUACCAAUGAUAGUAGCGUGUUGGGAAGGGAUACAACUAAAGUUAAAGAAGUUUUAAAAGAUGCAGAUGCAGAAAGUAGUGAUGAUGAAGAUGGAGAUUUAAAUGAAGCUGAAUCUACACCCAAUUUGGUCGAAAAUUUUAAACUUGAAAAGGAUCUAAAAAUUGUUCAGUUAGCCGCGACUGAUAAUUUAAGUGCACUUUUACUUUCAAAUGGUGAGGUUUAUGCUUGGGGUUGUUUUCGUUGUAAUGAAGGAUUAUUGGGUUUUUUAAGAUCUGAAAUAAAGAUACAACAAACUCCAAAAAAAAUUCAUGAAUUGAGAAAUAUUGUUCAAUUGGCUGGUGGAAAAGAUCAUUUACUUGCGCUCGAUUCUAAAGGUAUCGUUUAUGCUUGGGGAAAUGGCCAACAAUUUCAACUUGGUCGUAGAAUAUUGGAAAGACAUCGCUAUAGAACCUUAGAACCUCAACAAUUUGGAUUAUAUAAUAUCAAGUAUAUUUCUAGUGGAGACUUUCAUUGUUUUGCUAUAGAUCACGAUGAUAAUGUUUAUGCAUGGGGUUUAAAUCAAUACGGCCAGUGUGCAAUGACUGGAGCUAAUGGUGAAUUAGAAGAUGGUUCGGUCUUAACCAAGCCAACAUUAAUUCCAACAUUAUCUAAAAAGAAUAUAAUCGAAAUUGCAGCAGGAGAACAUCACACAUUAGCAUUGACCAAAGAUGGAGAUGUAUUUGCUUGGGGAAGAUACGAUAUGAAGGAAGUAGGAAUUUCUAGUGAUAAAUUACCUGAAUCUACAUUUAAAGAUCAACAUGGAAAACCAAGAUCCGUUCCAACUCCAACAAAACUUGAAUUUAAUUCAAAACAAGAAAUAAAAAUGAAAGCAAUUGGAGUAGGUUCUCAUCAUUCAUUUUCUGUCACUGAAGAUGGUUUCGUUUACGCUUGGGGCUUUUCUGAAACUUAUGCUCCAGGUUUGGGUCCUAUUUUAGAAGAUGUUGAAACUCCAACUCGAAUUGUCAAUACUGCCACUAAAUUUGAGGAUAUAUAUAUGAUCGGAGCUGGAGGUCAAUUUUCUGUAAGUGGUGGUGUAAAAAUUGAGGAUGAAGAUAAAGCUGAAGAAAGAAUUGAAAAAUACGAAGAAUUAGAGGAUUAA
Molecule: messenger RNA, 1488 nt
Organism: Insectozyma verbasci
Lineage: Eukaryota; Fungi; Ascomycota; Pichiomycetes; Serinales; Debaryomycetaceae
Source: the annotation of a GenBank genome assembly